UAAAACCAGCAAACAAAAAUUCGAUUCAGCGCUUCGAACGAACGCUCAAUUUCUCCGAAGGAAGUAAGAAGGAAAAUGAAGGAAAAAGGAAAUUUUCCGAUCGUUUAACCAACUGUUGUUAGUCGACAUGUUUCCGAAGAGAAUUCGAUUCAGUUGAUCAGUUGCUUGUUGGUGUGCUUUUGCGGAAUCAGCUGCUUAGCAAAAUGAAUGGCAGAGGCCGAGUUAGAUGGGACGAGGCUAAUAUUGGAGAAAUUGAAGCAAAUAAACCUGUAAGGCAGAAAAUUACUGAGCCGAAGACGCCAUACCACCCCAUGAUGACCGAUGAUGAGUAUGGAUCACUGUCUCCUAUGCGGGGCGGUACCUUCGAUGAUUGUGUUGGUGAUGCAGAUCAUGCAGAAGCAAUACGAACUGCUUUGAGUGAUGUGGCGUCAUCAAGUAGAAAGAGCACCCAACGGUCUACUGGCUGGACAUCAUCUGAGGAUGAGGCCGAUACUAUGGAACAAGAUGAUGAAGAUUCCGAGAAAAGCAAGAGUUUUAGGGAGCACAGAAGAGCCCAUUAUGAUGAAUUCCAGAAAGUAAAAGAACUCAGGCGGAAAGCUUCUUUGCUCGACGAUGAAGAAGAGGACGAGGAUGAGAAUGUUGACAUGGAUAAGAAGGAGAAGAAAUCUGGUUCCUCUUCGUUAACUGCCGGUGUCAAAGAAAUAGAUAUCGACGAAGAUGGUACCUCAUCAACCAAAAACUCUUCCGUACCUCCGGCGAAUGGCGCUUAGAAGAUCAAGCCAAAGCUAAGACUUCCCUUGAUCAUUUCACUGACAUUUGGAUUACAGUUUUCGGUUCCUUCUCGAUAAGAAUAUAUGCUCAUCUGACUGCAAUUUGUAUCUUUUUAUUAAGCUUUUUGUUUGUAAAUAGUUCAACUUUAUUUACUUUUCAUAAAACAAUGUCCGAGCAAGUGUCCUUCUACCACACCACAGUGGUGGAGAGGAACGACGCCUUUGCAUGACAGGAGGGUUUAAUCCUCGUCAGUGGCAAACUGAUUCUAACUUCACGACAA
This is a messenger RNA of Malus domestica (apple), 1051 nucleotides long. RefSeq names its product protein phosphatase inhibitor 2-like. Gene Ontology annotation, biological process: regulation of signal transduction. Gene Ontology annotation, molecular function: protein phosphatase inhibitor activity. The record is from RefSeq and is a predicted model, not a curated record. NCBI's taxonomy places the organism in Eukaryota, Viridiplantae, Streptophyta, Magnoliopsida, Rosales, Rosaceae.